GCUCCGGGGCGGGCUCCGCGCACCGGAGUUGGGGCGGGGGGGAAGCGGUUGGCUGCGGGAGGGAGGCCGGCGACGCCGGGAGGGAGGCACUCAUGAAAUGGCCACAGAUGAUAAUUCUUCCCCAGCCCUGGACUCUGCUAAUGAUUUGCCUCGGUCUCCUACUAGUCCCUCUCGUCUCACACACUUUAAACCUUUGACUCCUGAUCAGGAUGAACCACCUUUUAAGUCAGCAUAUAGUUCUUUUGUAAAUCUUUUUCGAUUUAACAAAGAGAGAGGAGAAGGGGGCCAAGGAGAGCAGCAGUCUCCAAGUGGAAGUUGGUCCAGCCCUCAACUCCCUUCCAGGGCACAAUCUGUGAGGUCACCUGUACCUUACAAAAAGCAGCUGAAUGAGGAACUUCAGCGUCGCUCAUCAGUAUUAGAUACAAGAAGGAAACCGGAACCUACCUUUGGAGGUCAUGAUCCUCGUACAGCUGUUCAGCUUCGAAGCCUCAGCACAGUAUUAAAACGUCUCAAGGAAAUCAUGGAGGGGAAAAGCCAGGAUAGUGACCUGAAGCAGUACUGGAUGCCAGAUAGCCAAUGUAAAGAGUGCUAUGACUGCAGUGAAAAAUUUACAACCUUUAGGCGCAGACACCACUGCCGUCUCUGUGGGCAGAUUUUCUGCAGUCGUUGCUGUAACCAAGAAAUCCCUGGGAAAUUUAUGGGCUAUACAGGGGACCUUCGAGCUUGUACAUAUUGUAGAAAAAUAGCUUUAAGUUAUGCACAUUCUACAGAUAGUAACUCCAUUGGAGAAGACCUGAAUGCUCUUUCUGAUUCUGCUUGUUCUGUCUCUGUACUUGAUCCAAAUGAGCCCCGAACACCUGUUGGCAGUAGAAAAGCCAGCCGGAACAUAUUCUUAGAGGAUGAUUUAGCCUGGCAAAGUUUGAUUCAUCCAGACACCUCAAAUACUGCUCUCUCCACAAGACUUGUUUCUGUUCAAGAGGAUGCGGGAAAAUCUCCUGCUCGAAACAGAUCAGCCAGCAUUACUAACCUGUCACUGGAUCGAUCUGGUUCUCCUAUGGUACCCUCAUAUGAGACAUCUGUUAGUCCCCAGGCUAACCGAACAUAUCUUCGGACAGAGACCACAGAGGAUGAACGAAAAAUUCUUCUGGACAGUGUUCAGUUAAAGGAUCUGUGGAAAAAAAUCUGUCAUCACAGUAGUGGAAUGGAGUUUCAGGAUCACCGCUACUGGCUGCGUACACAUCCUAACUGCAUAGUAGGAAAGGAGUUAGUCAACUGGCUAAUCCGAAAUGGACACAUAGCCACAAGGGCACAAGCUAUAGCAAUUGGACAAGCAAUGGUUGAUGGUCGUUGGUUGGAUUGUGUUAGUCAUCAUGACCAGCUUUUUAGGGAUGAGUAUGCAUUGUACAGGCCUCUGCAGAGUACAGAAUUUUCUGAGACGCCUUCUCCAGACAGUGACUCAGUGAACUCUGUGGAAGGACAUUCUGAGCCAUCCUGGUUUAAAGACAUAAAAUUUGAUGACAGCGACACAGAACAGAUAGCUGAAGAAGGUGAUGAUAAUUUGGCUAAUUCUGCCAGUCCUAGCAAGCGCACCUCAGUCAGCAGUUUCCAGUCCACAGUGGACAGUGACUCAGCCGCUUCUAUCAGCCUGAACGUGGAGCUGGACAACGUGAACUUCCAUAUCAAGAAGCCCUCCAAGUACCCACAUGUGCCCCCUCACCCUGCUGACCAAAAAGAGUAUUUGAUUUCUGACACUGGAGGACAACAGCUCUCAAUAAGUGAUGCCUUCAUCAAAGAAUCCUUAUUUAAUCGUCGAGUAGAAGAAAAAUCCAAAGAACUGCCUUUCACACCUUUGGGCUGGCAUCAUAACAACCUGGAGCUUCUAAGAGAGGAAAAUGGGGAAAAACAAGCAAUGGAGAGAUUGCUUUCAGCCAAUCAUAACCACAUGAUGGCACUACUCCAGCAGUUGCUCCAUAAUGAGUCAUUGUCAUCAUCUUGGAGGGACAUCAUUGUGUCACUGGUCUGCCAGGUUGUGCAAACAGUUCGACCUGAUGUUAAGCACCAGGAUGAUGAUAUGGAUAUACGUCAGUUUGUUCACAUCAAAAAGAUCCCAGGUGGAAAGAAAUUUGAUUCUGUGGUUGUCAGUGGCUUUGUUUGUACCAAGAACAUCGCACAUAAAAAGAUGAAUUCUUGUAUUAAGAAUCCCCAAAUUCUUCUGUUGAAGUGUUCCAUUGAGUAUCUCUACAGAGAAGAAACUAAAUUUACUUGCAUUGGUCCUAUUGUGCUUCAGGAAAGAGAAUUUUUGAAGAAUUAUGUUCAACGAAUCGUUGAUGUUCGACCUACAUUGGUUCUAGUUGAGAAAACAGUGUCUCGAAUUGCCCAGGAUAUGUUGUUGGAACAUGGCAUUACUCUGGUCAUUAAUGUAAAGUCACAAGUUUUAGAACGGAUCAGCCGGAUGACACAAGGUGAUUUAGUGAUGUCCAUGGACCAGCUACUCACGAAACCUCAACUGGGUACUUGUCACAAAUUUUAUAUGCAGAUAUUUCAGCUGCCUAAUGAACAAACCAAAACGCUGAUGUUUUUUGAGGGCUGUCCCCAGCACCUGGGUUGUACAGUUAAGCUCAGAGGAGGUUCUGAUUAUGAGUUGGCUCGAGUUAAAGAGAUCCUAAUAUUUAUGAUAUGUGUAGCUUAUCAUUCUCAACUCGAAAUCUCCUUCCUCAUGGAUGAAUUUGCUAUGCCUCCUACAUUAAUGCAGAGCCCUUCAUUCCAUUCUCUUAUUGAGGGACAAGGGGAUGAGGAGGCCACACAGGAGCAGUGUAGCGGAAGCUCCCUCCCCCGGGAUCCUGACUGCUUUCCUGACUCUCUGUCCUCUGAUGAUAGCAAUUUUCUGGAAUCAAGGAUUACCUUUGAGAAGAGUGAGCAAGAAAAUAAAAGUGUUCCACAGGCUGUUAAUUCUUUGAAGCACCAAGAAUAUGCCACCGCUACUUGCCCAGCAGGAAUCCCCUGUGCUCUCUUUCAAUCAGUACCUGAAUCAUUAUUGCCAGUCCACGUGGACCAACAGGACACUGUAGUCAGUGAACAGCCAGAGACUUUGCGUCCAACAGAUGAUCAACAGGAUCCCAAAAGCCAGAUGAGAGCCUUUCGAGACCCUCUACAGGAUGACACUGGAUUGUAUGUUACUGAGCAAGUCACCUCCUGUGAAGAUAACCGGAAGACUUAUUCUUUGGCCUUUAAACAGGAAUUAAAAGAUGUGAUCCUCUGUAUCUCCCCUGUUAUAACAUUCCGGGAACCUUUUCUUUUAACUGAAAAGGGGAUGAGGUGCUCUACUCGAGACUAUUUUCCAGAGCAGAUUUAUUGGUCUCCUCUUCUCAAUAAAGAGGUCAAAGAAAUGGAGAGCAGGAGGAAGAAACAGCUGCUUAGGGAUCUCUCUGGACUUCAGGGUAUGAAUGGAAGUGUCCAGGCCAAGUCUAUUCAAGUCUUGCCCUCUCAUGAGCUACUGAGCACCAGGAUUGCUGAGCAUCUGGGUGAUAGCCAGAGUUUGGGUAGAAUGCUGGCUGAUUAUCGAGCCAGAGGAGGAAGAAUUCAGUCAAAAUAUUCAGACCCUUUUGCUCACUCAAAGGAUGCAUCAGGUACUGCAAGUUGCAAAUCAGGAAACAAAACUGAGGGUGAUGAAGAGAGAGGGUUCAUUCCAGGUGAUGCAGUGUGGUCGACAAAGGUGGAUUGUCUGAAUCCUGCUAACCACCAGAGGCUGUGUGUGCUCUUCAGCAGCUCAUCUGCCCAAUCCAGCAAUGCUCCCAGUGCCUGUGUCAGUCCUUGGAUUGUAACAAUGGAAUUUUAUGGAAAGAAUGAUCUUACAUUAGGAAUAUUUUUAGAACGAUACUGUUUCAGGCCUUCUUAUCAGUGCCCUAGCAUGUUCUGUGAUACCCCUAUGGUGCAUCACAUUCGGCGUUUUGUCCAUGGCCAAGGCUGCGUGCAGAUAAUCCUAAAGGAGUUGGAUUCCCCAGUACCUGGAUACCAGCAUACAAUUCUCACAUAUUCUUGGUGCAGAAUCUGUAAACAGGUGACACCAGUUUUUGCUCUAUCCAAUGAAUCCUGGUCUAUGUCAUUUGCAAAGUACCUGGAACUUAGGUUUUAUGGGCACCAGUACACACGGAGAGCCAAUGCUGAGCCCUGUGGUCACUCUAUCCACCAUGAUUAUCACCAGUAUUUCUCUUACAACCAAAUGGUGGCAUCAUUCAGUUAUUCUCCCAUCCGGCUUCUUGAAGUAUGUGUUCCACUCCCCAAAAUAUUCAUUAAACGUCAGGCUCCAUUAAAAGUGUCCCUUCUUCAGGAUCUCAAGGACUUCUUUCAGAAAGUUGCACAGGUAUAUCUAGCUGUUGAUGAAAGACUUGCAUCUUUGAAAACUGAUACGUUUAGCAAAACAAGAGAGGAAAAAAUGGAAGAUAUCUUUGCACAAAAAGAGAUGGAAGAAGGUGAGUUCAAGAACUGGAUUGAGAAGAUGCAAGCAAGGCUUAUGUCUUCCUCUGUAGAUACCCCUCAGCAACUGCAAUCCAUCUUUGAGUCUCUCAUUGCCAAGAAACAAAGCCUCUGUGAAGUGUUACAAGCUUGGAAUAACAGGUUGCAGGACCUUUUCCAACAGGAAAAAGGCAGAAAGCGGCCUUCAGUUCCUCCAAGUCCUGGAAGACUGAGACAAGGGGAAGAAAGCAAGAUAAGUGCAAUGGACACAUCUCCACGGAAUAUUUCUCCAGGACUUCAAAAUGGAGAAAAAGAGGAUCGCUUCUUGACUACCCUAUCCAGUCAGAGUUCCACCAGUUCUACCCAUCUCCAUUUGCCUUCUCCACCAGAAGUCCUGGCUGAGCAGUCUGUAGGAGGACCUUCUGAACUUGACACAGCCAGUGGUUCUGAAGAUGUGUUUGAUGGACAUUUGUUGGGAUCCACAGACAGCCAAGUAAAGGAAAAGUCCACCAUGAAAGCCAUCUUUGCAAAUUUGCUUCCAGGAAAUAGCUAUAAUCCUAUUCCAUUUCCUUUUGAUCCAGAUAAACACUAUUUAAUGUAUGAACAUGAACGGGUACCCAUCGCAGUCUGUGAGAAAGAACCCAGCUCCAUCAUUGCAUUUGCUCUCAGUUGUAAAGAAUACCGAAAUGCCUUAGAAGAAUUGUCUAAAGCAACUCUGUGGAACAAUGCUGAAGAAGGGCUUCCAACAAAUAGUGUUUUAGAUAGCAGACCAAAGAGUAGCAGUCCUAUUAGAUUACCUGAAAUGAGUGGAGGACAGGCAAAUCGUACAGCAGAAGCAGAACCACAACCAACAAAAAAGGCUUCUGGAAUGUUGUCUUUCUUCAGAGGGACAGCGGGGAAAAGCCCUGAUCUGUCUUCACAGAAGAGAGAGACCUUACGUGGAGCAGAUAGUGCUUACUACCAGGUUGGGCAGACGGGCAAGGAGGGCAUGGAAAAUCAAGGCAUUGAGCCCCAAGAUGAAAUAGAUGGAGGAGAUACACAAAAGAAACAACUCACAAAUCCUCAUGUAGAACUUCAAUUUUCUGAUGCUAAUGCCAAGUUUUACUGCCGUCUGUACUAUGCGGGAGAGUUCCAUAAGAUGCGUGAAGUGAUUCUGGGCAGCAGUGAGGAAGACUUCAUCCGCUCCCUAUCCCACUCCUCCCCCUGGCAGGCUCGAGGGGGCAAAUCGGGAGCUGCAUUCUAUGCCACGGAAGAUGAUAGAUUCAUUUUGAAGCAAAUGCCUCGUCUGGAAGUCCAGUCUUUCCUCGACUUUGCACCACACUACUUCAAUUAUAUUACAAAUGCUGUGCAACAAAAGAGGCCUACUGCUCUGGCCAAAAUUCUUGGAGUUUACAGAAUUGGUUAUAAGAACUCUCAGAACAACACUGAGAAGAAGUUAGACCUCCUUGUCAUGGAAAAUCUUUUCUAUGGGAGAAAGAUGGCUCAGGUUUUUGAUUUGAAGGGUUCACUUAGGAAUCGAAAUGUAAAAAUGGACACUGGGAAAGAGAGUUGUGAUGUGGUCCUGCUGGAUGAAAAUCUCCUAAAGAUGGUUCGGGACAACCCUCUGUAUAUUCGUUCUCAUUCUAAAGCUGUACUGAGAACUUCCAUCCACAGUGACUCUCAUUUCCUUUCCAGCCACCUCAUUAUAGAUUAUUCUUUGCUGGUUGGGCGAGAUGAUACAAACAAUGAGCUGGUAGUUGGAAUUAUAGAUUAUAUUAGAACAUUUACAUGGGACAAAAAGCUUGAGAUGGUUGUGAAAUCAACAGGAAUUUUAGGUGGACAAGGUAAAAUGCCCACUGUAGUCUCUCCAGAGUUGUAUCGGACUAGGUUUUGUGAAGCAAUGGACAAGUAUUUCCUCAUGGUACCAGACCACUGGACAGGGUUGGAUCUGAAUUGCUAAAAUCUAACACAUCAUUUGAAAUAGACUAUGAUACAAAGACCUUUCAGUGUCAUGAGUCUUUAGACUGUUUAAACAGAAGGGUACAAACUCCAUUAAUUUGCUCUUUGUUUUUUGAUGCCUUCAAAUUAAACUGUCCAUAGAUUUGGAAGCUGUCUGACAUAUUCACACUUAAGCUAAAUCCAGAUCCAUCUCAAAUGGCAAAGAUUAGAGACCAGAAGAUACAAUGAAAAACUGAGUUCCUGUAAUUUGCUAACUGAAUUGUUUGAAGAAGCAAACACUAUCUUAAAUAGGUUGUGACUGUCCCUGUAACUCUCACAUUUCACACAUUCUUUACCUAGAAAGCAUUUGUAGCACUGUUGAAUUUGGUGUAUGUUUCAUAUCUAAUAAUUUAAUGUUAUAUAUUAUUAGGAGUUCUGAAAUCUUAAAAAAAUAACUGUUUCAUUUGUUAAUGUGAUGUUAAACAGGAUAGCCCUGUUUUUUAUUGAGAAAUUUGGCUUAAGUUGAGAAUCCUGCCAUGUUCUGAAUGUCCCAGCUUCAAGUGUAUGUGGUAUAUUAAAAUUCUAUCUUCUCAGUAGGUGAUGAGAAUUACACUAUUAAUUUUACACCCCCUUUAUGUUGGAGUAAUUCUUAAAAGCUUGUUGUUAAAAAGCUUAUUUUGUGUAAUUAAUAUGUUAAAUGCACUUAUCUGCAAGUGCUCAGUUUUUAGGUUUCUGUUUUUUCUCUCUCAUUUUCAGGGAAGCGUAAUAAAUGAGUCUAGAAUUACUGAAUCCCUAAAGGAUUUUAAUUAAUAAAGCAUUUUUUAAUGUAAAAAAAAUCAGACCCAAUUCAGGAAAUUGGAUGAGAAGGAAGCACUUAGUUGCUUCUAACCAUAGUAAGUAUCUUUCAGCACAACCAGCAAUUUAAGUGGUGGCUAGAGUUACAAAAGUCUAUUCUGUGGACAUAACUGCUUUUUAAUUUUCUGUACAUUGACCUGGUUCUGCUAUUCAGAAAUUUCAAUAUAUAAGGUUAUUCUUAGUAAGGAACUUCUUUUUUGGGGGGAGGGGGGUCCGGUCAUGGGGCCUGAAC
This is a messenger RNA of Dipodomys spectabilis (banner-tailed kangaroo rat), 7456 nucleotides long. RefSeq names its product phosphoinositide kinase, FYVE-type zinc finger containing (gene Pikfyve). Gene Ontology annotation, biological process: intracellular signal transduction; phosphatidylinositol metabolic process. The transcript is spliced from 42 exons. Lineage: Eukaryota; Metazoa; Chordata; Mammalia; Rodentia; Heteromyidae. Gene Ontology annotation, molecular function: ATP binding; 1-phosphatidylinositol-3-phosphate 5-kinase activity; metal ion binding. Bases 98 to 6391 code for a protein of 2097 amino acids. The record is from RefSeq and is a predicted model, not a curated record.